AUGACGAACCACGAGACACCUCCGAGAACCAGACCGACGUCGAUCCCAGAGGUUCUGGAGAGAGACAAAGCAGGGAGAUUCAAGACGCAGACGCAUCCUUUCUCCACUAGACGCAUCUCUUCUCCAGCUCUCUCUCUCUCUCUCAUCUUGAUCUUCAACCCAGCUAUCUCUCUCAUCUCUCGAUCUCGAACCCAGCUCUCUCUCUCUCUCUCUCUCUCUCUCUCUCUCUCGAUCUCGAACGCGGCUCUCUCUCUCCAUCUCUCCAUCUCGAACCCAGCUCAUCUCAUCUCGAAGCUCUCUUCUCCAUGGCAUCUCAUCUCAAAGCUCUCUCUUCUCCAUAUCAUCUCGAAUCUUGAUCUCCAACCCAGCUAUCUCUCUCAUCUCUCGAUCUCGAACCCAGCUCUCUCUCUCUCUCUCUCUCUCUCUCGAUCUCGAACCCGGCUAUUUCUCUCCAUCUCUCCAUCUCGAACCCAGCUCAUCUCAUCUCGAAGCUCUCUUCUCCAUGGCAUCUCAUCUCAAAGAUCUCUCUUCUCCAUAGUAUCUCGAGCUCGGCCAAACCCGUCUCUUCCUUUUCUCGUUCAGCAUUUACGGCAAAUAAGUGUGUUCUGUGUUCAGCCUCUUGUCUCAAGCUUCUCUCAAGCUCUCCGAAGCUUCUUAAGGCUUCUCCAUAGCAUCUCAGGCUGUGUCUGUGUGUCUCAAGCUCACACUCUAAAGCUCACUCUCUACCGCUGUUCCUCUCACUUUUUAAGAUGGCAAAAGAUAUGCUUGAAAGAUGGAUGUUGGAAGAUGAGGAUGGUGAUUAUGAUGAUGAACUUGGUUUGUUUGAUGUGCCUAUUACUGAGAGAUUGAGUCAUAGAACAGAUCGAGGAGCAGGAUGGUGACAUGUUCAACAACUUAUGUGUGAAUCUGAUCAGCAAUGUUAUGACAUUCUUCGAAUGAACCAAAAGACCUUUGAAGCUUUGUGCAAGAUGCUAGCAGAGCGAUAUGGAUUGAAAGAGACUCACCAUGUCUACCUUGAGGAAUCUGUUGCGAUGUUUCUCGAGACUGUUGGUCAAGAUAAGACUAAGCGUGAUAUUGCUGCAAGGUAUCAAAGAUCAGUGGAUACGGUCCAAAGGAAGCUUGAUGAUGUUUUGAGUGCUCUUCUCAAGUUUGCGGAUGAUACACUAAGACCACAAGAAGGCGAGUUUGGAAGAGUAAGUCAUGUUUUGAGGAAUGAUGAUCGGUAUUGGCCUCAUUUCAGAGAUUGUAUUGGAGCACUCGAUGGAACUCAUGUGCCGGUUCGCCCUCCAAGUCAAAAUGCAGAAGCAUAUAAAGGUAGAAAGCAAGAUCCUACAAUGAAUGUUCUUGCUAUAUGUAACUUCGACAUGAAGUUCAUAUAUGCAUAUCUCGGUGUACCUGGUAGAGCACAUGAUACAAAGGUUUUGACUCAUUUUGCGAGGAAUGAGGCUUCUUUUCCACAUCCUCCUCCUGGAAAGUAUUAUCUAGUUGACUCGGGAUAUCCGACCAGGACGAGGUAUCUUGGUCCGCAUCGUAGUAUGCGAUAUCAUCUUGGUUUGCUAGAGGAGGACCACAUGUUAGUGCACGAGAGUUGUUCAACCGAAAGCAUUCAGGAUUGCGAUCGGUGAUUGAGAGGACAUUUGGAGUAUGGAAAGCAAAAUGGAGGAUUUUGGAUCGUAAGCAUCCAAAGUAUGGUCUGGUCAAGUGGAUUAAGCUCGUGACAGCGACGAUGGCGCUACACAACUUCAUACGUGAUUCACAUCGGGAAGAUCAUGAUUUUGUACAAUGGCAAAGUGAUGAUGAUGGAGAAGCAGAAGGAGAAGAAACUGAUAGUGACGGUGAUGAAGAAGAAGAUGAUGAUGAUGGUGGUGGUGGUGGACAUACUGUAUAUGAGCCGACCGGUGAUAGAGCGAUAGAAGCUUUGCGUAAGAACAUCACAGAUGAAUAUGGUAGAGGUCGUUUACCGUAUUAAAUGUUUAAGUUAGUGACUUGAUUUUUCUUUGCUUAUAACUUUGAUUAUCAUUUCUAUGUGAUAUUGAAAUAUUUGUUUUAUUUAUUUAAGACUAUGUAUUAUUUAGCUUUUGUUUUGUGAUAAAUAUUUUGAUAUAUUAUUUUUUCUUUAA
Molecule: messenger RNA, 2120 nt
Organism: Brassica napus (rape)
Lineage: Eukaryota; Viridiplantae; Streptophyta; Magnoliopsida; Brassicales; Brassicaceae
Exons: 5
Coding region: 1-849 (282 amino acids)
Source: RefSeq, a predicted model, not a curated record